GGGUGAUCAGAAUGCUGAUAUAGAGUAUGCUGGUGACACUGGUAUGGCAUAUGGGCUGAUCAGGAUGCUGGUAUGGGAUACGGUAGUGAUCAGAAUGCUGAGUGCUGGUAUGCCAUAUGGUGGUGAUCUAGGUGCUGGUAUGGCGUUGAUCAGGACAUUGGUAUGGUGCAGGGGCGGACAGACCAUUUGGAAACUCGGGCACUGCCCGAGGGCCCGGGGUCAGUAAGGGGCCCCAUGAGAUGCCCCUGGUACCUUUUUCAUAGGCUUUUUUGAGUUUGGGCAAGGACACAGGGGCCCCAUGAUCCCCUAUUGCCUGGGGGCCCCAGGA
Staurois parvus is the source of this 328-nucleotide messenger RNA. The record is from the annotation of a GenBank genome assembly. NCBI's taxonomy places the organism in Eukaryota, Metazoa, Chordata, Amphibia, Anura, Ranidae.